Molecule: messenger RNA, 939 nt
Organism: Schistosoma spindalis
Lineage: Eukaryota; Metazoa; Platyhelminthes; Trematoda; Strigeidida; Schistosomatidae
Source: the annotation of a GenBank genome assembly
GGAAGAUGUAUACAUUUCCGCAUUCUUACGUUGUUAGUGUCUUAAGGGAAGUACUUGCAAAUGAAAUGGUUUAAUUUUCUUCUUGGAUUACUUUUGAUAUAUUUUGAUAUCUCUGAUUGUUUUUCAGUGAAUAAUCUAAGCUGCUAUGAGUGUGAGAUAGUAGACAGAGAACGUAAAAUGUCUCUUUGGCCCUGUGAUGAAUCAAAUGGACCUUGGCAGAAACUUGAUGGCUGUAAGGCUUGCAUCAAAAUUGAGGAAGUCCAAAGAAUCGACUUUCGAAAACCUAGAUGGGGACAACAAUACCAUGAAAUAAAAACCGUUUCCAGAUUAUGUCUCAGAAAGUUCGAACCGUCAUUUUCAGACACAUGCUUUCAGACGUACGGAAGUUCGUCAACACAAAAGCGUUGUUACUGUUCCACAGAUUACUGUAAUUAUGAUCCAAAAACUUUAUCAGUAAGCUUCAAAUCAUUGCUUGCUAUAUGUAGUCUUUCUCUUUUAAUUUUACAUGUUCGUUGAUCAUAUUUUGUUACAUACACCGACCCAUUUUUUUACCAGUGUAGUGUAUUAGAUAUGCAUAAAUGCCCAUUAUACCAUCUCAAAUCACAAAGCAAGUGUACAAAUAUUCUCAUACAACAUAUUGUAUACAUUUCUCCCUAACGAUUAUCACACUAUGCAUGGGAUAUAUUGUAGUUUUGGUAUUUCUACUUAUCCUAUAAUUGUAUUUCCUUUUUGAGAAAAACACACGUUUUUCAAAUUAAUCUAACCAUUGGUAUCACACUUUCAUAAUAAUUAGUGUCAAACUAUCUGAAAAUAUAACGUCAGUCAUCUGUAUUGUCUACGAAAUUUGUGUUUUCCCAAUGGAUUAAAAAUGUUAAUUUCUAGCGAAGUCAAAUAAUAGACUCAUUGUUAUCGAAAUGUAAGCUAGUUUGUUUUUCGCAG